This is a messenger RNA of Caenorhabditis elegans, 947 nucleotides long. It is a transcript of the gene F43E2.6, whose product is annotated as Ovule protein. The coding region runs from base 54 to 344 and encodes 96 amino acids. The transcript has 5 exons. The record is from RefSeq and is marked reviewed. Lineage: Eukaryota; Metazoa; Nematoda; Chromadorea; Rhabditida; Rhabditidae.
GAAACUGACACUAAUCAAACAUUGACAACUUGCAUUUUACUAACAAAGGAAAUAUGGGCAAGACCAAAGCGGAGAUUCAAAAAGAGGAACGAGACAACCGAUACAACCGAAGACACGCUGAAAGAGAAAGCGCUCAGGCAGAGCAAGAAAAUGUAGGCGACGAGACUGAUCGCUCCAAUGAAAUCGAUGAGAAUUGUGAAGACAUCUCAGAAACAUCGGCAAAUGGCAGCAAUGAUACUAACGCUAUGCAACAAAAUGUGGCUCAAGCUAAGACUGUUUCUGAUCACAAAAUGGACAACUUCAUGCCCAUCCCACUUUCAAAACAUCAAAAAAUUUCAAAGUAAGCUCACGUGAUCGGACUUUGCUUUCAAGACGUAGCCAAAAAGAAGAAACCAAAGAAGGGGAAAAGAGGCGACAUAUUUACUAUCAAAUGCCGAUAUGAGAUUUCCAACGAACACUCGUUCGAAGUUCAUAGUCAAGGUGAAAUGGGUCCAGAAAUAGAACGGAAGUCGCAUUUAGCGUAUCAAGUCGCUCGUUUCGAAGCAGUUGCUAUGGGCUUCCCGGUGCAAUAUAGACAAGUUGUUGUCGAAUUCUACUAUCAUGGCCGAUUGGAUGGAUCAUCGGGUACCCUGGCGACUGCGGUUGGGUUGUUGGCUCUCUUCACAGGAGUUAAGAUAUCACCCCGUUUUGCCAUCACGGGUUCUCUUGAUGUUUUCGGUUUCGUUUAUGAAGUUGGUGGAAUUCUUGAUAAAGUCCAGGCGGCUAUUGACGGAUUGUAUGAAGCAGUCAUAGUGCCGGAUUCGAACUACUCGAUGAUUCCAGAUUCGAUGAAAACGAAAAUUCAAGUUCACCCGGUAUGGCAUGUACAAGAAGCUCUCAAAAUUGUCACUGAAAACAAGAAAUAACCCUAACUAUAAAUUUUUACUCGAAUAAAAAUUUUGAGAUUU